Molecule: messenger RNA, 2517 nt
Organism: Pisolithus orientalis
Lineage: Eukaryota; Fungi; Basidiomycota; Agaricomycetes; Boletales; Pisolithaceae
Product: glycoside hydrolase family 31 protein
Exons: 19
Coding region: 1-2517 (838 amino acids)
Biological process (GO): carbohydrate metabolic process
Molecular function (GO): hydrolase activity, hydrolyzing O-glycosyl compounds; carbohydrate binding
Source: RefSeq, a predicted model, not a curated record
AUGCUGCUCAUCGUCGACUCCACAGGCUAUACCCUCACCUCUCUUGCCGAACUCCAACACGGUCUCUCUGCACAGUUACAGCUUGCAGGCCCAGCAUGCAAUGCAUUCGGGUCGGACAUCGCCAAUCUCACGCUCGAGGUAACAUACCAAUCCCAAUCUACCAUCCGUGUUGCAAUAUUCGACACCGCCGAAGACCAGUUCAGAAUCCCUACUUCAAUUAUUCCGCCUCCUCCCCUUCCAACGAAGUCCCUCAUCAAUGAUUCUGAUCUUGUAUUCAACUACGACCCUUCUCCCUUCGCGUUCUGGAUUACCCGCCGCUCGGACCCCGAUGCGAUGCCCAUCUUCGACACUCGUAUCUCAUCGCUACCGACCACUCCUAUUCCUCCAUUCAAUGCUUCCGAUCCGAGCACUGCAUUCGAUGGGUUCCCGCUCGUGUUCGAAGACCAGUAUCUCCAGAUUACAUCGGCCCUUCCUCUCGGCACCAACAUCUAUGGCUUAGGUGAAGUCAUUGCAAGCAGUGGUUUUCGUCGUGAUAUCGGUACGGGGGGUGGUUCGGGCACGAUUCAGACUCAUUGGAAUCGUGAUGCUGCCGAUCCUAUUGAUGAGAACAUCUACGGUUCUCAUCCCAUUUAUCUGGAACAUCGGUACAACGAGACCACUGGCAAAGCCACUGCGUCCGGUGCCCUUCUCCUCAGGUGUGCCCCCUUCUUCGCAGCCCCAUCCCUGAUCCAAUACCGCAUGCUUGGUGGAACCUUCGACUUCUACUUCUUCAGCGGUCCAAGCGAUGUAGGAUCUGUAAGCGGUUAUCCGUUCAUGCCUCCAGCUUGGGGCUUUGGAUUCCAUUUGUGUCGAUGGGGAUAUCAUGAUGUCAAUGACGACAUUGCGAAUGUGGAAGCAAUGCGUGAGGCAGGCAUUCCUCUUGAAGUCCAAUGGAAUGACAUCGACCUUUACCACGCCUUUCGGGACUUUACAACUGACCCUGUCAGUUUUCCAACAGACGAGGUCAGGUCAUUCAUUGAGAAUCUGACAACGAACCACCAGCAUUAUAUUCCGAUCGUAGAUGCAGGUAUCGCUCUGACGGUGAAUGAUACGGACGUGGGUGAAAUGAGCUUGAAUUCUAGGAAUGUGUUCAUGAAGAAUCCAGAUGGAUCUCUGUAUAUUGGACAGGUGUGGCCUGGGUACACCGCGUUCCCGGACUGGUUCUCGGACAACGCAGUGGAGUGGUGGACAGAAGCGUUGAUGAACUGGAGCACGAAUGGGGGUGUUGAAUUUAGUGGAAUAUGGCUCGACAUGAACGAAGUAAGCUCGUUUUGUGGAUAUUCGUGUGGUACGGGUGCGAACUUUUCAGCACUUGCUCCGUUGAGUGUCGUCAAUAUCACGGUGGUUGGGUAUCCCGAGUGUUAUAACGAGACAGUUUCGGGCCCCAGCGGGAAUAUGACCGUUAAUGGGACGCCAACAUAUUCGUGUUCAGACAUGAGUGGGAGUAGGGCGAGCGUGGUGGUGAGGACUAAUACUAGGACAGUGACGAGUGCGCGAAGGAGCGUUGGCACUGGUAUCGGUGCCGGUGGGGAAACAGGUAUCAAUGUGACUUAUCCGCCCUACGCGAUACACAACAGUUUCGGGGCUCUUUCGGUAAACACCGUUGCCACGAAUGCAACGCACGCAGGUGGUUAUCUCGAACUGGAUGUGCACAACCUCUUUGGAACGAUGGAAGCUCACGCGACGUACUUGGCGUUGCAGAAGGUCAGGCCUGGAAAGAGACCUUUUGUCAUCGGAAGGUCGACGUUUGUAAGUCAAGGAAGGUGGGCAGGGCAUUGGCUCGGUGAUAACUAUAGCAAGUGGGAGUAUAUGUACUUGAAUAUCCAGGGUGUACUCCAGUUCCAAAUAUACCAAAUCCCUAUGGUGGGUGCUGAUACGUGUGGAUUUAGUAUCUUUCCUGCCUUCAUGCCGUUUUAUAGGAAUCAUAAUAUGUAUGCAGCAUUGCCUCAGGAGCCAUAUCGGUGGGAUAGUGUUGCAGAUGCGUCAAAGAUAGCUAUACGGGCACGAUACUCGUUACUGCCCUAUUGGUGGCUCGUUGGGAAGGAUAUCCUCGUGACCCCUGUUCUCGAGCCCGGGCAGACGACUGUCCAAGGUGUGUCAGCAUUUCGCGGUUGUACUGUCAUAUGGCGAGACUGGUGGACGCAUGUACCCGUUUCGGUUUCGCCAACCAACACAUCAAAUCAAUCAGCGACGGUAACUCUCCAAGCUCCCAUCAGCCAUAUCAAUGUCCACAUCCGCGGAGGAUCUAUUUUGCUCUUGUACGAUCAACCGGGGUAUACGAUCUACGAAACGAUGAAUGGACCCACCCUGGCAAGGAGAUUGACCUUUGAAGCGUGCGGGGGCUCACUGAGGGUCAAAACACAAUGGGGGGCAUAUAAUAUCGAACAGAAGGUGGAGACGAUCACCAUCCUCGGAGUUGGGAAUGAACCGGACAGCGUAGUUGUGCAGGGAGAGGUAGUGAAUGGGUGGGUGUACUAA